AUGUCGAGUCCUACCCAACUGGUACUUCGGCUUGCACGUCUCCCUACUAUUAGAAGGCAUUCAGUGCUUCUGACCCUGCAGGACCAUGGGCUGCUGAAAGCAACUGGGUGGACGAGACGACAGUUCUCUUCCAAAUCAAGGCAAUUCCAGGUCACCCAAUUUCAGGCUGCCGACGGGCUGGUGACCAACCAUGGCAAUAAUCCAGAAGAAGAAGACAAAGACAAAAACCAACGACGGCCAAGAAAAGUCACUGUGUACUUGUCGAACGAAAAUUCCUCUCAGUGGACCACCACAAUCCCUUCCAACGAGCAGCAUGACAAGGAUCGGAAUAAUACAACAAAAACAAAAACAACAACCAGCAAUUCCCUGCAACAAUAUCUAUUUGACAAUGUCAUCACACACUUUCUUCCCGCACACUAUCCACACAGUGUCGCACCGGGCUAUGCAAAAUUCAGUAUAUUGGCAUUUUCCGCUUCGGCGGCGGGAAGUGCUGCCAUGGUAUUGAGUACCCAAACACUGCUAUUGGCCGUGGGAGUGGUGGGAGCAUCCUCGCACAACAAUGCUUCCAUCAUGGCCGGUGCAUUGAAUUGGGUCCUCAAAGAUGGCAUUGGACAACUCGGGGGUGUCAUUUUUGCCAGUCGCAUGGGACACACCAAGAAAUUCGAUUCCGAUCCCAAACGAUUGAGAAUGCUGGCGGCCCUCUGUUUGGAUGGUGCCAGUUUGUUGGAAAUAUUGUCGCCCUUUGUACUGUCCACGUGGGUCUUGCCGUUAGCGUGUGUUGCCAAUAUUGGAAAGAAUAUCGGAUUCUUGACGGCCAGUGCCAGUCGCGCCGCCAUUCAUCAAUCUCUGGCGCGGCAAGGAAAUCUAGCCGAUGUCACGGCCAAAAGUGGAACGCAAUCCAUGGGGGCCGGAUUGGUCGGGACCGCAUUGGGCAUUGGGUUGUCGACCGUGGUAUUGCAUCACGAUGCCACCAACUUUGUUGUCGGAUUUUGUGUCUUGAGUGCAAUUCAUCAGGGAUGCAACUAUUUGAGUCUCAAGGCUGUCCCAUUGAGACGUUUCAAUCGACAUCGGCUCCAUUGGGUGCUUUCCGAAUAUUGCAGUAAUAGCAGCAACAACAGCAACAACAACACGAAAGAUCAAGCACAAUUCACAAGAGCAGUGCUGACACCCUCUCAAGUGGCGGGCCGAGAACAGUAUUUUCCUCUCUCUUUUUCAAGCCCGGAUGACGCUCAUUCGUGGCUUUCCAUUGGCUCUUCCUUGGAGGCUCUGUGUCCUGGCCCAGUACAAGACUUUCAACAGCUUUACGAGUUGUUGCAGGACGAAGCCUACUUGUUGAAUAUUACAACGGGGAGGAUCCAUUUGGUAUUUCAGGAACAUGCCACGGGAGAGGAUCUGAUCAAAGGAAUGCUUCAUGCGUAUCUACUACAUCACGAGGGACAACUGGGCGAAACACAUGCAGAUCAUCAUCAUCUAUCGGCAAUCAAACAUUCGUAUCAGACUGUCCAAGAGACGUUUCCAGAGUUGAAAGAGGAACUAGAGCGGCAUGGAUGGAUGACGGGAACUGAUGUUACUAGCGUUGAACCGGCGGAUGCCUAUCGGCUGAACAUAGAAGCAAAGGCGUAA
Messenger RNA from Seminavis robusta, 1623 nucleotides. NCBI's taxonomy places the organism in Eukaryota, Bacillariophyta, Bacillariophyceae, Naviculales, Naviculaceae. The record is from the annotation of a GenBank genome assembly.